Messenger RNA from Aspergillus heteromorphus CBS 117.55, 1997 nucleotides. It is a transcript of the gene aspE, whose product is annotated as septin. The transcript is spliced from 3 exons. The coding region runs from base 251 to 1885 and encodes 544 amino acids. Gene Ontology annotation, molecular function: molecular adaptor activity; GTPase activity; GTP binding. The record is from RefSeq and is a predicted model, not a curated record. Gene Ontology annotation, cellular component: septin complex; microtubule cytoskeleton; septin ring. Lineage: Eukaryota; Fungi; Ascomycota; Eurotiomycetes; Eurotiales; Aspergillaceae. Gene Ontology annotation, biological process: cytoskeleton-dependent cytokinesis.
GCCAUUAUUUUCCGGACCAGCGUGGAAGUUUGAUAGGUGAUUCCAUCGUUCGAGCCCUUUGUCUAGCCCAGGUCGAACCGAGGGAAAUCGGGGAGCGCUAAAGACACUGAUCCUUUGGCACCAGGCUGUCUCUAUAUCUGAGACACGAUUCAUUCCCAGAGUCCCCACUUUUAGUUGGCAAAUCCCCCCCAUUUGUGUUACCACCAGUCCGUGAUAAGGGUAAGGGAAGCACCGCCCGGAAAUAAAACCAAUGGCAACCGCAUCACCACAACCCCGGACCCCGGGCCGGACUCAGCCUUCCGCAGAAGUCCCUCCUGUCGUCACCGAUACGAAAGAUCAACGCAGAACAUCCUCCCUAGGUUUCCUCCGCCGCUCCAAGUCCAUAGAGCUCCUAGGUGAGAGGAGGUCCUCCGGAAGCAAGAACGGCAAGAAGAUACCCCAGCCAGAGGACGAGGUUCGCCGUCAACGCGACUCCGUCAUGUUUCAACAGCCUCCCCGUCUUCCAGACCUCUCGCCUGCCCCCGUCCUUGAGACUUUCGGCGGCGAUGAGCGCCAGGACACCGUGACUGCGCUUUCGAGCCAGGCCUCUCCGCCCCAGCAACAGGCCACACCCCGCAGUGCGAUAAGCACGCCCGUCACCUCGGAGCCCAACGACACCAAUGCACGAACGGAGAGCAUGACGCAUCGCGGCCGCUAUAGCUACGCGAGUAGUGCUGUCAGUAAUACCGUCAACAACCCGCGUCGGCUGCGUCGGCGCAAGGACCCAACCCCGUACAAUGUCCUCGUCGUUGGUGCCAGUAACUCAGGCAAGACCUCAUUCCUCAAUUUCCUCAAAAAGUCUCUCGAACUGCCACCGCACAAGCACCCCUCUCGCUUGCCCGAGGAAGUCCAACAGCAAGCCCACCAAUCCUCCGCCAACGAAGGCUACGUUUCCCACUACUUGGAAACAGAGAUCGAUGGCGAGCGCGUGGGACUCACCCUGUGGGAUUCCCAGGGGCUGGAGAAGAACAUUGUUGACAUUCAAUUGCGUGGGGUGACUGGCUUCUUGGAAAGCAAGUUUGAAGAGACUCUGAGGGAAGAAAUGAAGGUCAUUCGCUCACCCGGAGUUCGAGACACCCACAUCCACUGUACGUUCUUGAUUCUGGAUCCUGUGCGCCUGGACCAGAACAUAGCGGCUGCUGAGCGGGCUGCCCAGGGAAUCCCUAGAGCAACUGACUCACCCGUCGUUGGGGUUCUGGACGAACGCCUUGAUAUCCAGGUUCUGCAGACUAUAGUGGGCAAGACAACCGUUGUCCCGGUCAUCAGCAAAGCAGAUACAAUCACCGCCCCACACAUGGCAUACUUAAGGAAGGCCGUGUGGGAUAGCUUGAAGAAGGCCAACAUCGACCCUCUGGAGAUCCUCUCUCUAGAUGAUCAGGACGAGUAUACCUCUUCGGAGAGCGACGACGAAGAUGCAGACGCCAAAGAUGAAGACGCGGACGCCUCAAACACCGAGGAAGCCGCACACUCCAGGUCCCCACGCUCGCCCUCUGAACGCAGCCAAUCCACGCGCAAAUCAUCCGGAUCCCAAGCUGUUGUCCAGCAUAUUCCAUUCUCGACCCUGUCCCCCGACCCGUACUCGCUGAAGGCCGGCGAUGAACCGGUUGGACGUAAGUUCCCAUGGGGUUUUGCUGACCCGUACGAUCCCGAACACUGCGAUUUCCUCAAGCUCAAGGAGGCCGUGUUUAGCGAGUGGCGGUCUGAGCUUCGAGAAGCGAGCCGGGUGGUCUGGUACGAGAGAUGGAGAACUAGCCGCCUGAACCGUAAAGUUGCGACCCCCAGCCCUGCUCAGCAGAGGAAGUCGUUUGGGGGAAGAACGGGGCCCGACCCGCGUCGGUACCGGUAGUGACUGCCGCCGGCAAUCAUCCAAGCCUUGCGUCGGCGAACCGCAACCGAAUGCGCGAGCCAUCUUCUAUUCUAUCUUGACUGAUACCUGAAUUUCUUUCAUCGCUUGCUGC